Molecule: messenger RNA, 1813 nt
Organism: Meloidogyne enterolobii
Lineage: Eukaryota; Metazoa; Nematoda; Chromadorea; Rhabditida; Meloidogynidae
Source: the annotation of a GenBank genome assembly
UUAUUUUAAAUUAAUCCAACAAAAAUCUCUUUAUUUAAAUUUUGUUUUUGGUAUGCUUUUCUUCCCACCUAUGACCGAUUUUCCUUCAACAGAGCACCAAACUACUGUAGAUAAUAAUUUACCCUUAACAUGGCUAAAUGAUGCAAAUACUUCGAGUAUUUUGUCUAGGCCUAUUGUGCAAGAACAACAAAGAAUAAACUCAACAACCUCAUUUCAUCAAUUACUUUUAAUGGGCCAAAUUAAUCAACAACAAAUCUCCCAAUCCUCACUACUUUCUUUACCUCCGCCAAUUGGAUUAAAUGUAUUUCCGGGGCUGUUGACUAAUGGGGGUGAAUUGACGAAUAAACGUGAAGAGGAAGAAAGGAAUAAAAUCUUCCAACAGAAUGGGGAGAAUCUAUCUAUUGUUCCUCUUCUUGGCCGACUAAAAAGCCUUGACAACGAACACGAAUUUAAAUCACAACCUGAAACUUUACCAAAUAAUUUUCAAAUGUCAAUGGCUCCAACAGGCGAACGCCUUUUAUUUCCUAAAAUUUUUCAAAAUUUUUUUCUUGAAGGUCCCUGUGCUCUUUGCCAUUUACCUAUUGUAGAGAAGCACUUUCUGGUUGUAGACUCCCAAUGUUGGCACACAGAAUGUGUCAGAUGUGCUGUAUGUUCAAGAAAUUUGGAGGAUUUUAAAGACGAAGAGGGGCAGAGUAAUUGUGGAAUUUGUUUUGCUAGAGAUGGAUUUUUGUUUUGCCGAAGAGAUUACCUCAUAAAAUAUGGAAAGAAAUGUGAAAGGUGUAAUUCUCCAAUUGAAAGAGGAAAUUUAGUUAUGAGGGUGCCGGUAAAUGGAAAGGAAACACUUUUUCAUAUUCAAUGUUUUGUCUGUGUUUGUUGUGGUCGUCCAUUACAACCAGGAGAACAAUAUAUGGUUGGGCCCUUUGAUGAACCUGGUGGAAGUCUUUUUUGUUCUGAACAUUUCCAUCUAAAUCCAGCAAUUCAUAGACCGUCAGCAUUUCUUCCAGAUUUUCAACCUUUAAAUUGCAGGACUGAACCCACCUUUUUAACCGAAAAUAAUUUAUGUUCAACAAAUUUAUUAAAUCAACAACCAACUUCAGAACAUUCCCCCAAUUCCACCCAAAAAUUAAUUUCCCACCGACCACCUCUUUCGAUGGCAACAAAUACAUCUAGUAAUGAAUUUAUUGUUGAUUAUGAUAAUAAUUAUGAUGCUACAACAAAUACUUUUACUUCUUCCGUUGCUGGAAGUACAACUCCAAACAGUCGUGGAGGGGCGCAGUCAGAAGAUAUUAAUUUUGGUAAUUCCAAUUUAUCUGACAGCGGUGACCCUUUAUCUUCUUCAAAUAAUUCUGCCCAAAAAUUGAAAAGGAUGAGAACGAGUUUUAAACACACACAAUUACGUACAAUGAAGGCAUAUUUCUUUAUAAAUCACAAUCCAGAUUCAAAGGAUUUGAAAAUUUUAUCUAACAAAACAGGACUGAGCAAACGUAAUGCUCGAGCCAAAUAUCGUCGUAGCCAACAAAACCAAUUGGGAACCUCUUCAAUGGCAGCUUCCGUUCAUUUAUUAGAACAUCAAAGAUCAGACAAUUCUACUCAACAAUUUCUUGGUCUAACGCUAGGACAACAACAAAAUAAUUGUGGACUUUCUACUAGUUUAGACGAAACCUACAGGCCAAAUAAAAUAGAACAACAACAAAUUCAAAACCAACUUUUAUUAAAUUCCAACUCAAGCCCAAUCAAUUCAUCCAAUGAAUCAAUUACAAUCUCUUUAAAUGCGUGUUCUAUUGAUGAACAAAAUAGUAGUGAUUUGCAAUGA